Messenger RNA from Myotis lucifugus (little brown bat), 1327 nucleotides. RefSeq names its product family with sequence similarity 131 member C (gene FAM131C). The record is from RefSeq and is a predicted model, not a curated record. Lineage: Eukaryota; Metazoa; Chordata; Mammalia; Chiroptera; Vespertilionidae. The coding region runs from base 54 to 767 and encodes 237 amino acids. The transcript has 5 exons.
CGGCGGCCCCGACGCACCCGAGGCGCACCGGCCCCGGCCACCGCGGCCCCGUGAUGGGCUCCUGCGUGUCGCGAGAUCUGUUCACGGGAGUCCACAAGGAUUGCCCUAUGCCCGCGGGCACAGGCCCCCUGAGCCCACUGCCCUGCAGCCGCCCACCCACCCUCAUUCCGGACUAUGUCACUGGCAAGGAGCAUGAAUCGCACUUCGGCCAGUUGGCUGGCUUGGCUGCCCCUGCCCCUCCGGCACCUCCGGGUGAGGCAGCUGCCGUAGCUAAGGGCGAGUCUCCAGACAAGGGUGCAGGGGUGGUGCAGAGCAUCAAGGACCACAUCACGAAGCCCACGGCCAUGGCACGUGGCCGCGUGGCCCACCUCAUCGAGUGGAAGGGCUGGAGGGCCCAGCGGUCCGGCUGGGAGCUGUCCCCGGCCGAGGACGAGCACUACUGCUGCCUCCCGGAUGAGCUGCGUGAGGCCCGCUUUGCUGCCGACCUGGACAGCAGCUACCUUCCGGACAGUCUUCUGAGCGGCCCCUCGCAGGAUGACAGCCUCCUGGCCUUCUCCUCCCCCGGCCUCUCCCCUGACGGCGGGCCCUCACCCGAGGAGCCCCCCAUCACAGCUGCUGCCCCCCAGCCCCCCAGCCCCGAGCAGCAGCACCGGCCCCGGCUGCCCGGGGGCCCGGGGCCCGAGGGCGGGUCCUGCCUGCAGGGCUCCCUCCCCUCGGUGGACAGCGGCUCCCUCUCGGAGGAGGAGGACGAGGUGUUCUAUAACUGAGGCCCAAGUUCACCGCCGUCCCGCCGGGGGCAGCCCAGGCGUCUCAGGACGUGGGGUCAGGCGGGGCCUCUGGACCCUUCAGGGCAGGCACCGGGUGGGGAGGCAGGGGCGAGGCUGGCACUCCCGUGGACCACUUCGUGCCUCCGUGGACCUGCCCGCAGUGGGAGCCAUAUCCCUCUCUCCCUUCUCGGCUCCUGUGGGCCCCUUCCCCCCAGCAGGGCUCCUGCCGCCCGAGCUCAAGGACUCGGCAGGCACCAGGGCAGGCCCCCAGGCAGACAACCUCAAAGGGCCUGGGAGACCCACUUGCCGUGGGGCCUGGGGACCCUGCCUGGUCCCAGAGCCGGGCCCUCCCGCCUCCCUCUGUGCUUCUGCCCCAUCAGAGGUGAGGUAGCCUCUUCCGGUAGCUAAGCAUCUGCUCCUCAGCGGUUAUCUGAGGAUACCCGUCUCCAUGAACUGUCUGUCUGUCCCUCACCCUCUGACCCUGGUGCCCCGGCUCCCCCUCCUUGCGCCCUCCUGUCACCUCCCUGAAAGCUCUCUGAAGACAUUAAAGUGGCGGAUUC